Corylus avellana is the source of this 1695-nucleotide messenger RNA. Its product is annotated as late embryogenesis abundant domain-containing protein / LEA domain-containing protein. Gene Ontology annotation, biological process: cold acclimation. Gene Ontology annotation, cellular component: cytosol. Lineage: Eukaryota; Viridiplantae; Streptophyta; Magnoliopsida; Fagales; Betulaceae. The record is from RefSeq and is a predicted model, not a curated record.
ACCCGUUUCUUUUUUAACACCAUUAAUCUCUCUCAUUCCCAGACUCAAACCAGAAAACAACAAAAACAAACAUAGCUGGAGAUCGAGAACAAUCAUGGCUUCUGAGCAAGCGCGUAGAGAGACCACCACCAGCGAGAGAGAAAUUCCGGUAGAGAAAGACGGGGUCCCGAAGAUGACGAGCCACUUCGAGUCUUUGGCGGAGCAAGCCAGUACCAGAGAAAGUGCUCCUCAAGAGGGUGGUGAAGAUAGAGAGGAAAGCCAGUUUGAGUCUCUCGCUUAUAAAGUAAAGAAUGAGAAAGAGGGAGAGGAGGAGGAAGAGGAGAAGUGUGGUGAAGACAAAGAGGGUGAAGCUAGGGAAGGAAGGGAAAAGAGGUCUUAUGCUGUGGGAAAGUUUGAAGUUAAUGGUGCAGGUGAUCAGGCCAAAUGCAGGGAAGCGGGAGGAGAAGCCACGGAGGUGGGAAGGAAAGAAGAGAUUCCUCAGAAAGGAGGAGAACGCAAAGAGGAUGAGGAAAAGGAACAACCACCAUCUCUAGAAGAGAUAUCCAAGCUGAGAGCAAUGGCGCAGCAAAAUUCUCAAGAGGCGCUAAGGGCUGCGGAGGAGCGCUACGAGAAGGCAAAAGAAUCUGUAAGCCAGAGAGUGAGCGCAGCAGCCGAGUAUGCCGCAGAGACGGGAGCCCAAGCAAAGGACACCGUCCUAGACAAAAGCCUUGCCGUGAAAGACACUGCAGCAGAGAAGGGCGCGCAGGCAAAGGAAACCGUUGCCAGCACAGCAAAGACGGCGGCGGAUUGCACGGCAUCAACAACAGAGAAAGCUAAAAACUUAGCGCUGCAAAAGGCGGCGCAAGCGAAAGACGUGGUUGUGCAUACAGGGGAGACCACCGUGCAUUAUGUUGAGGAUAAGGCGGUUGGCGCAAAAGAUGCGACUUUGGAAACUGCCGUUGGCUUGAAGGACAAGGCAUCGGUGGCGGGGUGGACGGCGGCGCAUUACUCGUGUGAGAAGGCCGUGGAGGGAACCAAAGUGGCGGCGAGUGCCGUUAAAGGAGCAGCGGAGUAUGCAGGUCAUAAGGCUGCUGAGAUUGCAACAAAGCCGUUGUCUGCUGUCAAGGAUGUUGCCGCGUCGACGGGAGAGAAUGCAAAGGAGUACACAGCUAGGAAGAAAGAAGAGGCACAGAGAGAAUUGGAAGCUAAGAGAUCAGCCGAAUGUCGGCAGGGAGAAGAUAAGGAAGGUGAAUCCCAGGUUCAAGAAACAGAGACACAAAAGAUGAUGGAGAAAGGGACAUCCGAGAAUGUAAUUCGAGAAAGCUUUGAGGGAGGCCAAGAGCAUGGAAAAGGAGGAGGAGAUGAUCAAGACAUUGGGGUGCUCGGGGCCAUCGGCGAAACCAUAGUUGAGAUUGCUCAGGAAACGAAAGAGCUUGUUAUUGGCGAAGAUGAGAGUUAUGAGAAGCAAGGGCAACACAAGCAUGAAGAGGGAAGUGAAAGUUUGAAAUAAAUAAAAUGAAUAAGUAAUGGGUUUGAUAGAUGUUUGAAAGUUGAUGCGUAGUGGUGGGAGGGGCAUGUGGUUAAUUAUAUAAAUAUAUAAUAUGCAUGUUUGUUGUGUAUUUUUGAGUGUGUUAAUAAAUUUGAGUCUCUUCGGUGAUUCAGAAACAUGAUAUAUAGUUUCUUUUCAAAUAAAAAUAAAUAUGGAUUAAUGCAUGA